Molecule: messenger RNA, 1766 nt
Organism: Fukomys damarensis (Damara mole-rat)
Lineage: Eukaryota; Metazoa; Chordata; Mammalia; Rodentia; Bathyergidae
Gene: Clk4
Product: CDC like kinase 4
Exons: 13
Coding region: 155-1600 (481 amino acids)
Biological process (GO): regulation of RNA splicing; protein phosphorylation
Cellular component (GO): nucleus
Molecular function (GO): ATP binding; protein tyrosine kinase activity
Source: RefSeq, a predicted model, not a curated record
CGCGUUCGCGCGGCGGAGGUGGCGCUGGAGGCCGUCUGGGGAUUGCGGGGCGACGGCGCUGCCGCCAUUUUGUAGGGUGUUUGUCGCAGCGACCGGACAGACGACGGCGGUUUGGAGACGUUUUUCGGCCAAACGGCCUUUUGCUCUCGCGGAGAUGCGGCAUUCUAAACGAACUCACUGCCCUGAUUGGGAUAGCAGGGAAAGUUGGGGACAUGAUAACUACUGUGGAAGUCACAAACGGAAGAGGAGAUCUCACAGUAGUACACAGGAGAACAGGCAUUGUAAACCACAUCACCAGUUUAAAGAAUCUGAUUGUCAUUAUUUAGAAGCAAGGUCCUUGAAUGAGAGAGAUUAUCGGGACCGGAGAUAUGUUGAUGAAUACAGAAAUGACUACUGCGAAGGAUACGUUCCUAGACAUUAUCACAGAGACAUUGACAGUGCUUAUCGGAUCCACUGCAGUAAAUCCUCAGUCCAGAGCAGGAGAAGCAGUCCUAAAAGGAAGCAUAAUAGACACUGUUCAAGCCAUCAGUCACAUUCGAAGAGCCACCGAAGGAAAAGAUCCAGGAGUAUAGAGGAUGAUGAGGAGGGUCACCUGAUCUGUCAAAGUGGAGACGUUCUAAGAGCAAGAUAUGAAAUCGUGGACACUUUGGGUGAAGGGGCGUUUGGCAAAGUUGUAGAGUGCAUUGAUCAUGGCAUGGAUGGCUUACAUGUAGCAGUGAAGAUUGUAAAAAAUGUAGGCCGUUAUCGUGAGGCAGCUCGUUCAGAAAUCCAAGUAUUGGAGCAUUUAAAUAGUACAGAUCCCAAUAGUGUCUUUCGAUGUGUCCAGAUGCUAGAAUGGUUUGAUCAUCAUGGUCAUGUUUGUAUUGUGUUUGAACUGCUGGGUCUUAGUACCUAUGAUUUCAUUAAGGAAAACAGCUUUCUGCCAUUUCAGAUUGAUCACAUCAGGCAGAUGGCAUAUCAGAUCUGCCAAUCAAUAAAUUUUUUGCAUCAUAAUAAAUUAACCCAUACAGAUCUGAAACCUGAAAAUAUUUUAUUUGUGAAGUCUGACUAUGUAGUCAAAUACAAUUCUAAAAUGAAACGUGAUGAACGCACACUGAAAAACACAGACAUCAAAGUUGUUGACUUUGGAAGUGCAACAUAUGAUGAUGAACAUCAUAGUACUUUGGUGUCCACGCGGCACUACAGAGCUCCAGAGGUCAUUUUGGCUUUAGGUUGGUCUCAGCCUUGUGAUGUUUGGAGCAUAGGUUGCAUUCUUAUUGAAUAUUACCUUGGAUUCACAGUCUUUCAGACUCAUGAUAGUAAAGAGCAUCUGGCAAUGAUGGAACGAAUACUAGGACCCAUCCCAGCACAUAUGAUUCAGAAAACAAGGAAACGCAAGUAUUUUCACCAUAACCAGCUAGAUUGGGAUGAACAUAGUUCUGCGGGUAGAUACGUUAGGAGACGCUGCAGACCACUAAAGGAAUUUAUGCUCAGUCAUGAUGAAGAACAUGAGAAGCUGUUUGACCUGGUUCGAAGAAUGUUAGAAUAUGAUCCAACUAAAAGAAUUACCUUGGAUGAAGCAUUACAGCAUCCUUUCUUUGAUUUAUUAAAAAAGAAAUGAAAGUCAGUGGUCUUACUAUGUGCUUCUCUAGAAGAGAUUUCCUUAAGACUGUGUCAGUCAGCAUUCUCAUAUUUUUGUAAACAUUAAAUUAUUUUGUACAGUUAAGUGUAAAUACUGUAUGUUUUGUAUCAGUAGCAUAAUUGCCUUGUUCAGCAAGUAUGGUCUU